CUCUAUUUUUUUUUAUCAUUUUCACUUUGCUGUGCACGUCUCUCAAUAUCCAUUUUCGAACUUAAAUAUCUUGUGUUAUAUAUUAAUAAAAAUUAUAACGAUUGCAUAUCAAUAAAGUAUUAAUUGAGACAAAUCAGACAAUCUCCCUCAUGAUUAUAUUUUUUUCUUAUAAAUUAAAAAAAAAAAUUGAAAAAAUUCUCGCUAACUAUAAAUAAUGUCAAAAAUACGAGUGAGAAUGAUAAAAAACACACAUAUUGAUCUAAUUCAACUCUUCACUAUACCCACAAGCUACAUGCAAUAAUCUCACCAAAUAAACAACAUGAUACACUUGCUUUUAAUUCUCCAUGUAUACCAACGUGAGGCAUUGAUUGGAUCAACAUUUACAACUGGACACACUAAUAUUCACAACAUUAAUUUGACCAAGUAAUAAAUAAAUUAUUUCUACUAAUAUAACAAAUAAUAAAAGUACAAAUCUAUAGGUUUAAAUUCUCAUAGUUUCCAUCAACAUUAGAAAUCUUUCCCACACCAUCCAAAAAAAAAAACUCAAAUCUAACCCUAAAAUGGAAGAACAAGAAGAAGGGAUAAUUAAGGCUUUGAUUAAGGUAUGGUUAAAAGUCUUAAUCUCUUUAAUUUAUACUUAUUUCAUUGUAUCCAAAUUUCCCAAAGGAAAAUUAAGAAUUUUCUCUCUCUUACCAAUUUUCUCUCUCUUCACAUUUCUCCCAAAUUCUCUCUCUACCCCAACAACAGCAGGACUUACUGGUUUUUUCUUCACUUGGCUUGCUAAUUUCAAGCUUCUUCUUUUUUGUUUUAAUCUUGGUCCUUUAUCAAAUGAUAAUUUACCCAAAAAUUCAUUCCUUAAUUUCAUACUAAUUGCUUCAUUUCCCAUCAAAAUUAAGCAAAAUGAAAAUUACCCAUUUACCCAAAAUCAAAAAUUACCACUAAAUUUGUGGUCAAAAUGUUUGAUUUACUCCAUUAUUGUUAUUUGUGGAUUUUUAAGUAAUUACAACAAAAAUGUGCACCCAAAUAUUUUAAUGGGUAUAUAUUGUUGUGUAGUUUAUUUGAAUUUAGAGGUUAUUAUGGGAAUUUGUAACAAAAUUGUGGGGUCCAUUCUUAGGAUGGAGUUAUCUCCACCGUUUGAUGAACCUUAUUUAUCAACAUCAUUGCAAGAUUUUUGGGGGAGAAGGUGGAAUCUCAUGGUAUCAGAUGUACUGCGUCACACAGUAUAUUUUCCCAUAAGGGCAUUUUGGGAAAUUCGUAUUGGAAAGAGGUGGGCCCAACUUGUAGCUACAAUGGUUGCUUUUGUGGUGUCUGGUUUGAUGCAUGAGUUGUUGUUUUUCUACAUCACACGUGUGAGUCCCACGUGGGAAGUCACGUGCUUUUUCUUGUUGCAUGGAGUGUGUUUGGUUGUUGAAAUUGGGCUGAAAAGGGUAUUGGGCUUGGGAGAGUUACAUUGGGCUUUAGCUGGCCCAUUAACUGUUGGGUUUGUGAUGGGUACUGGGGUUUGGUUGUUUCUUCCACAACUUGUUAGGAACCAAGUUGAUGUUAGAUCUCUUGAGGAAGUCAAAGCUGUGAGUAGGUUUGUUAAGGGAAUAUUAGCAAAAAAUUAGCAUUGGUUUUUUAGGUUUGUUCCUGAGGGGAAAUUGGGGAUCCCUCCUUGCAAGGAGUAAGACUCGAUCUCAAGAUAUAUGGGAUUGGAGGUGAUAUCAACUCUAUUAGGAUAUCACUGCUGCUCGAUUUAAGAUUUGUAUAUCUCCAUACUAUUUGUUCAAUUAUAUUCUAUGAUACUUCUGAUUAAUUUUAAUGAGAAUCUUUUUACUCUUUGAGUAUGACUAAAGGAAGAGGUAUCCUUGUUCUUGCUGAAGUUUGUCUUGUAAGAGACCGCCUACUUUUAAAAUUAAAUUAGGCAACGGUAAGCCUAAUAUUAAAAAGAA
Molecule: messenger RNA, 1931 nt
Organism: Beta vulgaris subsp. vulgaris (sugar beet)
Lineage: Eukaryota; Viridiplantae; Streptophyta; Magnoliopsida; Caryophyllales; Amaranthaceae
Product: probable long-chain-alcohol O-fatty-acyltransferase 5
Exons: 1
Coding region: 561-1607 (348 amino acids)
Biological process (GO): lipid metabolic process
Source: RefSeq, a predicted model, not a curated record